This is a messenger RNA of Daphnia pulicaria, 3480 nucleotides long. RefSeq names its product insulin-like growth factor-binding protein complex acid labile subunit. Gene Ontology annotation, cellular component: extracellular matrix. Gene Ontology annotation, molecular function: protein binding. Bases 951 to 2696 code for a protein of 581 amino acids. The transcript is spliced from 6 exons. The record is from RefSeq and is a predicted model, not a curated record. Lineage: Eukaryota; Metazoa; Arthropoda; Branchiopoda; Diplostraca; Daphniidae.
UUGAAGUUGGCUGUGCAUUCCAUAGUUGGACGGCAGAGGGUCAACAACACGCGUUGCAACGCUCCUUCCCCAAGUAAAAACAAUUCUCGUGGUGAACUCAAAGGAAAAAAACACACUUGCACCACCAGCCCAAAAGUUUUAGACAUUUUAAAAGUUUCUCUCUGCUUUCACGUCUCACAACUGCGCCCAGACAAAUCGAAACUGCUCAAGUAGGCACGUGGUCUUUGGUCGUCUGUGGUUAUUUCGAUACAUCAUUUAGCAAGCAAGUUUCGAGGCCGUUUAACCAACACCAGUGAAAGUGUGAAUCAUCGGUCAUUACACAAAAACAGAAACGAAAGUUUUGGGGAAUUGUGUGGUGGUCAGCCUGUACAGAGAAAAAGAAAAAUUUAAGUGUGUGGGUGUCUGUGUGUGUGCUAAACAUUUCGGGUUCGUUAUCAGUUACUAAACAACGAGGGCAAACUUGACCAAAAAAUAUAUUAAAAAGACUCACCUGAGCUUGAAAAGAAAAAAAAAAAACGUUAAGGGAAUUAUGAGAUCGUUUCGUGGUGAGUGAGUGCUGCACACAGGAGUCGUUUACUGGGAGAUAUUAUUUCUUCCUCAUUUCUCCCGCCAUCUCCGCCAUAUUCUUUACUCGACUUUAUUGUGUUGAUCUUGGCCGUAAGGUGUUUUUUUGUUAUUGCAACGACAAACAAACAAGAGAGUGGGAGAGAAUAUCAGCAGCUAGAAAUAUAACUGAAAUAUCUGAAGAAAAAGGCCAACUGCAAUUUUGUGUUGGCUGGGAGCCGGAUUCAUCGCUCACGGAAAAGAAUAAAUUCCUCGUUUGGCCAGUCAAUAACCAUCACAUCAGCAGGACAGCAGAGCAACCGUGAAUUGGACCCCAACAAGGUGGUGUCGGAUGUAGCGGAUUCGUCGCUUUUGUAAUUUCUUGUCCACAUCAAAGCCGAGCAAAAAUGAGGCUGCUGUACGCUUUGGCGGCGCUCCUGGCCGUUUUAGGGAUGGCCGGACGAGCCAACGCCUUUUGUCCGGUUGGCUGUCUCUGCGAUGAUGAAACGCUCCAGGUGACCUGUGACGAAGCCAAUCUCGAAGUCAUUCCCAUCACUCUUAAUCCUUCCGUCCAGCGUCUGGUGCUCCGGCAGAACAAGAUAAAAACCGUCGACGACACGGCCCUUCGCUUCUACGUCGAACUUCUCUACGUCGAUUUCUCUCACAAUAGAUUGGUCGCCAUUCAGGAUAGAACCUUUGAAGGUCAACGCAAACUCAACGAACUCCGGCUGGAUCACAACAAAAUCUCCGUCGUAGGCAAUGGCACUUGGCUGGGUCUCAGCCGCGAUCUGUCCAUCUUGUCGCUCAGAGAGAACUAUAUUAGCUCACUGGAUGAGCGAGCGUUUGCGACAGCUGGAGGCAUCCGCGAACUGGAUCUCGGCCGCAACCGACUGGAGCAGAUCCACCCGGAAGCCUUUGCCGGAUUGCCCAACUUGCGCGUUCUCUACUUGGACAGCAAUAAACUGAGUUACAAUUCGCCGCCCAGUUUCCCGGCCUUCCUGUCACCGCUCCGCCCGCUGGCCGAAUUAAGUCUGGCCGCCAACGACCUUCCCUGGCUGGCCGACGGUCUCUUUUCCGUCUUGUCCGAACUGAGCCAACUGGAUUUGAGCGGAUGCGGCAUAAGGAACGUUUCGACUCAGGCCUUCCGAGGGCUCGGACAGCUGCGCGGAUUGAAACUUCACGACAACUUUUUGUCGACCAUCCCGACUCACGCCUGGCCACCUCUCUCCCAUUUGGAGAUCUUGACGCUGGGCCAGAACAACAUUUCCGCCAUCGGACCCAAGGCCUUCGUCGGAUUGACCCGGCUCAAGCAACUGGACAUCAACGACGCCGCUCAGUUGGCAACGGUCGACGCUGACUCGUUGUACGCCAACCGCGAGCUGGUUCAACUUCGAAUCACCAACUGCAAACGACUGGCCAAGUUACCGGAAGGCUUUCUGGCCCGCUCGGUCAAUUUGCGCCGGUUGGUGUUGAGAGACAACGGGCUGACUUCCCUCUCCGACAAGAUGUGGGGAGGAUCCGGGCCCGGUCAAUAUCAACUGGUUGACCUCGGAGGCAACCCUUUCGAUUGCGACUGCAAGCUCCUCUGGCUCAGGGAUUACCUGCUGGGCAGUUUCAAAACCGCCGUCGGAUCCGUCACGGUGACGCACCACAUGAAGAAACGCGAUGCCAUCGCCGAGAACCAGUUGCUGCCCAUACCGGCCGAGGCCAUUUGCGCCACCCCGCUUCCAGUUUCCAACAUGGCGCUGUCAUCUCUGUCGGACGACGAGCUGGGCUGCCGGACGUCGCUGAUGCGAUCGCCUCAAUUGGUCGUCGGACUGGUGGCCGCCGGCGCGGCCUGUCUCCUCGUCUUUGCGGCCUGCGUGGCGUGUCGAUUCCGCAGGCGGAUCAGGCAGACCUGCUGCGGGGCUUCCAAGCCGCACCCAACCAAAGCCGAGGACGCCCGGACGCUGUCCAGCAAGUGGAAGCCGGCGUCACCCAACGCGACUUCGUGGGGCAUCAGCGCUGCCGGAGGCAUCAAUCACGGCGUCAGCCUCAUUGGCAACAACCGAGUCCCGGAAUACCAGAAAGCCUGUUCGCACGAAGAGGAAUGCUUCAUGCGGGCCGUCACACUCCACAACAGCCUCAAACCGUUUCCGAGAACGGAAUUAUAAAUGAAACCAAAACGAACGAGACGAGACGACCGGCGAUCGGAUCGUCUUCAAAAGUCCAUAACUUUUGAUUUGCGUUUUUGAUUUUGUUGGGUUUUCUUUUCUUUUCGAUGUCGAGUCAUUUCGUCUACUUAUGUGGCCCAGCAUACUAUAUUGUAUAACUUUCUUGCGUCGAAUUUUGUCCACCGCCCCUCUCUUGACUCGCGUCUGUUAUCAACCCGCCCAAGAAGACUUCUCCUCUCCUUCUUCUAUCCCCCUUUUACGCGACGUAGACAUUCCAUGGAUGGAGAUCCGAGAUCGCUAGUGUCCAAUUCCUUCUUGGAAAAAAUUUAAAUCGAGUCAUGUCUUUUUUUUUUAAAUUUUGGUUUCUAUUUUUAUUUCUUUUUAUUGAUGAUCUCUUGUUUUUCGGUUUCUUCUUCUUUUCUUUGGUUUUUUAAUUUGUUUGUUAUUUUCUUUCCUUCUCCUCCUCUAUAUUCCUGGAAGUCUGGAACGUUCUCCGACUCUGUUUUUCAACCUCACCAACAAACAACAAAAAUUACGAGAAAAAGAUUUUAUAGAAACUAGUCAUUGGUUCGACAAUGUGACCGUCAACGUUUUUUGUGUAAUAAUUUUGUAUAGCGGUUGAAAAUUCGGUGCCAUAGAACAAAAAAACAAAACAAAAGAAAAUGCGCCAUACGAAAAAAAAAACAAAAAAACUAUAGAGCACGUGUUGUUUUUUCUCUCUUGCGUCAGGAUAUUGUAUUCGAAGAUGAAUAAUAAGAAUAAUAAAAAAACGUAUUACAAAAAA